AUGCCGCCUUCGACGAAGCCGCCGGCCGCGCCCUUCCUGCCCGCCGGCGCCGUCCUGCCAGCGCCACGCUCUGAAUCGGAGGCCACAGGCGGCAAGACGCUCCUGAUGGACACCGAGAGCUACUCAGAUGCCAAGAAGCUCCCCAACAGCAGAUGCAUCAGGUCCCCCAAGCUUGACGCCGGCGGCCGCUCCGCUGGGGUGAAGCGCCUGGAACCAUCUUCCAAGGCGGCCGCGGCACCAGUGUCGGGCCUGCAUGCGGACAUCGCCGGGCUCCUCGUGGCAAAAGAGGGGAAGGACGUGGAUUUCGAGGUUGGCGGCAAGAUGUUCGCCGCGCAUAGGUGUGUUCUCGCUGCCCGAUCGUCAGUCUUCAAGGCUGAUUUGUUCGGCCCGGCAAUCGAGGAAGACACUACUUACAUACGCAUUGAUGACAUCAUCCCAGAAGCAUUUGACGCCCUGCUGCACUUCAUAUACACGGACUCACUGCCAGAGAUGAAUCUGCACGCAGUAGAAUUGAUGGCGCAGCAUCUGCUAGUGGCGGCGCAACGGUAUGAUCUGAAGGAUCUGAAAUCAAUCAUGGAGAACAGACUGUGCAGUCAAGUUGACGUGACCACAGCGCUGUGUUCGCUGGUGUUGGCAGAGCAGCACAAGUGCUCCAUGCUAAAGAAGAAAUGUCUCGAUUUCAUUGCUUCAGGUGAGAAUGCAAGGAAGGUCAUGGAGAGCAACGGUGCGGAGGAUCUAGUGAAGACUUGCCCCUCAGUUGUCCGGGAUCUCAUCAUCAAGGUUUUGAAUGCAUCACGCAGCCAGCUUGGCUUCACAAAGAUCAUAUUUUACGUUGCUGUUUCUAUUGGCAUCCUGAAUCUCAAUUCCGUUUGUUUUCUUAAGCUUAUCUCGGUCGUCCUAAUGGUCCUACUAGUGUUUGUUCGUUAUCACGCUUAG
Molecule: messenger RNA, 936 nt
Organism: Setaria italica (foxtail millet)
Lineage: Eukaryota; Viridiplantae; Streptophyta; Magnoliopsida; Poales; Poaceae
Product: BTB/POZ and MATH domain-containing protein 2
Exons: 1
Coding region: 1-936 (311 amino acids)
Biological process (GO): protein ubiquitination
Molecular function (GO): protein binding
Source: RefSeq, a predicted model, not a curated record